AUGCCAGCAUAUACCGGGUCGUGUUAUUGUCGAAACAUCCAGUAUGAGCUGCAGCUGGCUUCUCCCGACGAUGCGCGUAUGUCACUUUGCCACUGUCGAAAUUGCAAAAAAGCAUUCGGGACAAACUAUGGUCUCACGGCCAAAGUUCCCAGGGACGCAUUCCAUCUACUAGCCGGGGCGCCGAAAGAGCAUGCGGCAGAUAAUGGAUCUGGAGUUAUAAUCCACCGCGAGUUCUGUGAUAACUGCGGAAGUUUCAUUCUGGAAUAUGGGGAGCCUGCCAAGGACACUUUUCGCUAUAUUUGCGUUGGAACGUUGGAUGAUCCUGAAGCACUGCCGCCGAAAGCCGAGUUCUUCUGUAAAAGUCGAGAAAGCUGGAUGCCAGAAAUACCCAGUAAGUCACGGUCUUUGCUACAAAAUCCCAGAUGA
Messenger RNA from Penicillium longicatenatum, 426 nucleotides. Its product is annotated as GFA family protein. The record is from RefSeq and is a predicted model, not a curated record. The transcript has 3 exons. NCBI's taxonomy places the organism in Eukaryota, Fungi, Ascomycota, Eurotiomycetes, Eurotiales, Aspergillaceae. Gene Ontology annotation, molecular function: carbon-sulfur lyase activity. Bases 1 to 426 code for a protein of 141 amino acids.